Messenger RNA from Paramisgurnus dabryanus, 4221 nucleotides. RefSeq names its product Sin3A-associated protein b (gene sap130b). The record is from RefSeq and is a predicted model, not a curated record. Lineage: Eukaryota; Metazoa; Chordata; Actinopteri; Cypriniformes; Cobitidae. Gene Ontology annotation, cellular component: Sin3-type complex. Gene Ontology annotation, biological process: negative regulation of transcription by RNA polymerase II.
AUGACUUGAAGCCAGAUUCCCGUUGAUUCCAAUGGUCGAUUUGCCGGGGUACGGAACGGAUGGAGAGUGCGGACGUCGUGAUUACGGAAGAAGUUUGUGAAGAUGAGUUCGCAGCAGUAUCCACGUCCAGGACUCCCAUCUGGCUUGGGACAAACACUUGGCAAUAACACUACAGGACUUCCGGGAAGUCAAAAAAACACAGCAGGACGUGAGGACUCUAAUCAUGCUCUGCGUGAGGGAACUACAGCUUUCAGAGAUGACAAGCAGGACACUGUGGUGGUGCGACCCUACGCCCAACCCCAGACUCAGCAUUCACCUUACGGGACAGCUUCGACUCUGACCCCUCCUCUUCCACAGCACCUCCCUGUUCAGCCAGGCACGUCUGUCUCUGUGUCAGCAACAUCCCACCUCCCUCAGGGUCUUUCUUUAGCCUUCGCAGAGGGUCCUCUUAAGUCUGCCCUGAAGACGCCCAUGUCAAGCCGCGUAAUAGCUCCUGCACCUGUGUCAACAAAAGGUCAGUUCACUCUCCCCUCCAAGGUGCCCGGUCAUAUCACUGCUACUAUGGAGACUUCACCGGCGUCCGGUAUACCUGUGGCAACCAUUAGUGGACAGCAGGGUCACACUGGUAACCUACAGCAUCUGAUGACCAACGUGCAGAUCAUCCGCGGUGGAGCCCCUGCACUGCAGAUUGGUUCCUCUGCUGCUCAUCAGCAUCCAUUUACCUCCCACUUACCCAGAGGAGCAGCUGCAGCAGCUGUGAUGUCAAGCUCCAAAGGAACCACAGUGCUGAGACCAGCAGUAGGUCCAACCUCUGCUACAGGGCAACCUACAGUCCAGCACAUAAUCCACCAAUCAAUUCAGACUCGACCCAUAGUCACUACCUCUACAGCAGUGCUGCCUACUGCAGUGGCUCCAGUGACCAGACCUCAGUCUCCUGUUAUCACCACAGUGGCUGCACAUUCUGGAGACCUGAUGCAUGGACGCUCAACGUUGACAAUCCACCCACCUCCGACAGCCCUGAGUAUCCAACGACCUCCGCCCUCACGGGACACGCCAACACGCAUUACCCUUCCUUCUCACCCUGCAAUUGCUGCUCAGAAAGCCCUGCCUCACUCUGUUGCACAGAAGCCCAUAUUCAGCACUGUGACGCCUGUUGUUGCCGCAACAGUGGCUCCCAUUCAGGCCACCAACACUGCACCAUCAUCCACUGCAACAGGCUCCACCCCUCACACCCAAAUAUCCAGUAGUAACAUUGUCACUAUGUCUGUGGCAUCCCACUCUUCUCAUGCUACAGCAGCGACCACAUCUACGAUCCCUGUGGCUAAAGUGGUUCCCCAGCCCAUCACGCACACCUCACCCCGUAUCCAGUCUGAAUAUGCUGGAGAGAGGGGCAACAUCAUCCCAAUCUCUGGUCACCGCUCCUCUCCCAACCCUAUAACCAUGGAGAACCGCACUGAUAACAGACAGCCUGUUCCAGUGCAGUUCCAGUAUUUCCUGCCCACCUAUCCAUCAGCAUCGUACCCACUGACCCACACUUACACCCCCAUCACAAGCUCUGUGUCAUCCAUACGACCUUAUCCAGUAACUGCUCAGGCUUCCAGUACAGCCAUGCCUGCCCAGACCGGCGUGGGAGUCGCACCAGUACAUCUGAACUCUAUGCAGCUAAUGACAGUGGACCGCAUUACCCAGAUCAACACCCAGAACAUCCAGCCGGCUGCCGUGGCAGCACAGGGUAUCCAGCCCACGCCCAUCUCAGCCCAGGGUCUGCAUACGUCUGCUCAGAUCACCACCCCGAUUCAGCCCACAUCAGUCAACCAACAGCCUCAAACAGAGUCCAAAGCUUCAGUUGUGCUGGCCGAUGGUUCCACACUAGUAGCUAACUCUUUAGGCAAUGCGUUCACCAACAGUCAGCCUACCACCUCUGUGACCCAAGCACACAAUCAAAGUGUCAGUUCGGGCGCCCCUUCCCUGGUGACUUCACCUCGACCUAGCAUUCUACGUAAGAAACCUGCCAAUGAAGGUGCCACUGUUAGGAAGAACCUGAUCCCAGGUCAGCUCAGUGACUCCACAGCCCCCAGAAUGGAUGGUGCCAUCAGGAGUGCAUCGGGAUCACCUCGUCCGGCAGGUGUAAAGCCCAAACUUGAUAUCCACGUGAGCCUCGCCCCCUCAGUGACUGCGGGAAUAGAGGCUACUCCCAGUCAGGGAAACGAACAGCAACCACAAUACCUGGGGCCACCACCAUCACAACCUGUCUCCUCCCUUCUCACAUCAGCCACGCCCCCUUCUCAACCAAAUCCUGCUUUCUCAACCGUACCUGCUGCUAUGGCAGUCACAUCGCCAGUCCCUUCCAUGGCUAAUGUAGUGGCCCCGCCCACUCAACCAGCAGCCAGUACCACAUCAGCAUGUGCCAUCAGCUCCACUCUCCCAGAAAUUAAUAUUAAACAAGAGGCGGAGCCUGUGGAUAGUACAAAACCAGUGGCGUCAGGACCCAACAGCGGCGCGCAGAUGUUGGCAGUACCUGCUGCAGACAUCACUCCAGGAGCUUCACCCAGGAAGAAGCCUCGAAAGCAGCAGCACGUCAUCUCCACUGAGGAGAGCGAGAUGAUGGAGACCAACAGCACGGACGAGGAGAAGUUCCCACCAAAACCCCUUAGUCAACGUGCAGAGAAACGCAAGUCCCCUCCCAAAGAAUACAUUGAUGAGGAAGGAGUACGGUAUGUUCCUACCAAAGUCCGGCCUCCCGUCACUUUGCUACGACAGUACCGCAACCCCUGGAAGGCGGCGUACCAUCACUUCCAGAGAUACAGCGACAUUCGUGUCAAGGAGGACAAGAAGGGCACGCUGCAGGAUGUGGCCAAUCAGAAGGGAGUGGUGUGCAGAGCCCAGGGCUGGAAAAUUCACCUGUGUGCAGCACAGCUCAUGCAGCUGACGAAUUUGGAGCACGACGCAUACGAUCGCCUGACGAGUCUCCAGGAAGGCCUCAUCCCGAAGAAGAAGGGCGGAGCUGAUGAUGAGCUCCACCGUAUAAAUGAACUCAUACAGGGCAACAUGCAGCGCUGCAAGCUGGUGAUGGAUCAGAUCACGGAAGCACGUGAUGCCAUGCUGAAGGUGCUGGAUCACAAGGAACGUGUCAUGAAGCUGCUCAAUAAAAACAGCACCAGUAAAAAGCUCAAUAAGCUGAAACGUAAAGACAGAGCUUGAAGUGGACCACAGGACAGCGUGACCAUAAGCCUGCAGGCACAUUUCCCUGCCUCAACUGCUCCGACUGUACCGCCAGAGAUUGGCCUUUUCAAGUCUUUGUCUGACUGCAAGACUGCUGAAUGUGAGGCAAACUUGGGGACAUCUUCAUCCGGCAAGCUCAUCCUUUCCAGACACACACAGAUGCUCUAGGGAACAACUAUAUAUUAUCAGAUAACUGAAACUUACAGAGUUUAUUUUAGGGAAGUUGAUGUGUAACAUUCAGUUUUAAAAUCAUUAUACACGUUUCUCUGAGGAAAAAACUGACAUUGAGAAUCACAGAUAUCAGUAAAAGCAAUGCUGUACAUCUUAAACUCUAUAAUAGAUUACUUUUUUAUUUUUUGGGGGUGCCUUGUACUGUAUUAAACUAUGAAUGACAGUAUUACAUAACGGGCAUUUAUCAUAUGUUUGUAAGGUCCCUGCUCGAAACAGUUAAGAAGCCAUAAUGGUGCCAUCCUGACUAUCCUGAUUAACACACAGACUGGGCCUGUGGAAGUAUUUCAUCACACAUGCAUUGAGGGACAAAGUGAUUUGGUAAAACAGAGUAUUGUGCCUUUCAUGUGAACACAGGUUUGGUGUGAUGUAUGUUAUGGAAAUGAUUCCUCUACAAAAGAUGUCUGAAUUGUUGUUCUUCCAUUCAUUCUCAUAUCACUACCUAUAAAUCCUUGAGGAAUGAUGUUUCUUAUACCAUCAGUCAAGUGCUCUAGCUGGCAGCGUUGGCUCUUCGAGGGAUUUCACUUAUGCAUUAAGGGCGGUGAGAGUUUUCAGAUGAAAUUUUGAAAGAUACGAUGCACACACAGUUAAUACAAAGUGCAUAAUAUAAGCCCUCUUUCAUUUCUUUUCUGUUUAAAUGAACUUUGAACCGGUGUAAGCGGUGCCAUUUGUGGCAAAGAUGGAUCCUUGUAUACUGACUGAUCUGAAUUUAAUUUGAAUUACAUUUCAUGUUGCACUCCGCUGCUCAAGUAAAGACACUUUGUACAUGUA